This is a messenger RNA of Cyprinodon variegatus (sheepshead minnow), 1492 nucleotides long. Its product is annotated as malate dehydrogenase, cytoplasmic. The transcript has 9 exons. Lineage: Eukaryota; Metazoa; Chordata; Actinopteri; Cyprinodontiformes; Cyprinodontidae. Gene Ontology annotation, molecular function: L-malate dehydrogenase (NAD+) activity. Gene Ontology annotation, cellular component: mitochondrion; cytosol. The coding region runs from base 167 to 1168 and encodes 333 amino acids. Gene Ontology annotation, biological process: malate metabolic process; tricarboxylic acid cycle; oxaloacetate metabolic process. The record is from RefSeq and is a predicted model, not a curated record.
CAAUGGGACGCUGUUACUAAAUGACUACAAGUCCCGUGUUUUAAGGGGGAGUGUCAUUUCAACGUCCGUGUUUCCAUACACCCAUAGAGGUGACCCCUCCGCUCUCAGUCCGACUCUGAACAGGGAGAGCAGCAGCCGAGCCAACCAACUCCAUCCUUUACUAGAAAUGGCUGAACCGAUCCGUGUUGUGGUGACUGGUGCUGCCGGCCAGAUCGCCUACUCCCUGCUCUACAGCAUCGCAAAGGGAGAUGUGUUUGGGAAGGAGCAGCCGAUCAUCCUGAUCCUGCUGGACAUCACCCCCAUGCUGCCUGUGCUGGAUGGAGUGGUCAUGGAGCUGCAGGACUGUGCUCUCCCACUUCUGAGGGAGGUCAUCCCUACUGACAAGGUGGAGGUGGGCUUCAAGGACAUCGACGCCGCCAUCUUGGUGGGAUCUAUGCCCAGGAAGGAGGGGAUGGAGAGGAAGGACCUCCUUAAAGCCAACGUGGCAAUCUUCAAGACUCAGGGAGCCGCUUUGGACAAGUUUGCCAAGAAGACUGUAAAGGUUCUGGUUGUUGGAAACCCAGCAAACACAAACUGUCUGAUUGCCUCCAAGUCGGCUCCAUCUAUCCCCAAAGAGAACUUCUCCUGCCUGACCCGACUGGACCACAACAGAGCAUGCUCCCAGGUGGCGAUGCGUUGCGGCGUGUCCUCCAACAACGUGAAGAACGUCAUCAUCUGGGGGAACCACUCCUCCACUCAGUACCCCGAUGUCCAUCACGCCAAGGUGAACGUGGGCGGCGGCGAGAAGGCCGCGUACGACGCCGUGAAGGACGACGCCUGGCUCAGAGGCGACUUCAUCUCUACGGUGCAGCAGAGAGGCGCCGCCGUCAUCAAGGCCAGGAAGCUGUCCAGCGCCAUGUCUGCGGCCAAGGCCAUUUGUGACCACAUGAGGGACAUCUGGUUUGGCACCAAGGAGGGUGAGUUCAUCUCUAUGGGUGUGUAUGCUGCUGGAAACUCCUAUGGCAUCCCAGAGGACCUCAUUUACUCCUUCCCGGUCCAGAUCAAGAACAAGACCUGGAAAAUAGUGGAUGGACUCCCCAUCAAUGACUUCUCCAGGGCCAAGAUGGAUGCCACAGCCACCGAGCUGGUGGAGGAGCGAGACACGGCCAUGGACUUCCUGUCCAACUGACUAUCCCCCCCUGCUGGCCAACAGCAGCUCUUAGAUCCUCCAAAGGCUGGCUGUUCUCGGCUCUGAAGAUGUCCUCCACUGUUACGCCAUCUGAGCUGCAGUCUGUGUGUCACCUCUGAGUGUGUGUGGGAAGGUGUGUGUGCGAGUGCGUUACUUGGGCCCUUCUUCAGGUUUCCAGAAAAUCUGUUCUAACCUCCACAACCCGGCCUCCUCUGUAUGCAAGACACCAAGAGAAUAUCUCUGUUAGUAGAUGAAAACGCACAUGUUGGCUGUGCAAAAACUGUAACAAACCACCUUCUCUUCAAUAAAACCAAGAAAAUCCGA